Solenopsis invicta (red fire ant) is the source of this 964-nucleotide messenger RNA. RefSeq lists its product as uncharacterized. The coding region runs from base 48 to 926 and encodes 292 amino acids. Lineage: Eukaryota; Metazoa; Arthropoda; Insecta; Hymenoptera; Formicidae. Gene Ontology annotation, biological process: detection of chemical stimulus involved in sensory perception of smell; sensory perception of smell. The transcript has 3 exons. Gene Ontology annotation, cellular component: plasma membrane. Gene Ontology annotation, molecular function: odorant binding; olfactory receptor activity. The record is from RefSeq and is a predicted model, not a curated record.
ACAUUAUGACAGGAAAAGCGAAAUAACCGUUCAUAGCAGUUUUAAACAUGGACAUUAAAGAACCUUCAGGUUACGAAGAUUUCGUGUGGGCCGUUGAAAUACAUCGCUUAGGCUUUGAAAUAAUGGGUUUAUGGCCCAAAAAUGACAAAUUUGAUACAAGUAAUUUAUGGUUAAAACUUCGCGUAGGCAUUUUUUUAAGUUUAAUAGUAUUUGUCAUUAUUAUUCCAAUGAUACUUACGGUUAUACAAGUGUGGGGCAACUUGGUACUGGUAGUAGACAAUUUACGUCUUGCAUUACCUCUGACAAUAUCAUUAAUAAAAUACGUCAUUAUGUUGUGGAAACGAACAGUUCUUUUGUCGAUUAUAAAUACAAUAGCGGAUGAUUGGAUGGCAUUCAAAUCAAAUACAGAGAGAGCUGUGAUGAUAAAACAAGCACAAACUGCUCGAGUAAUCAUGGUCAUUGUAUACUUUAUCAUAAUAAUAGGAUGUCUUGGAGCAGUAGUUCCAGCUUUUUUUGGCAUACAAAUGAUAUCAAUAACAAAUCGUACAGAUCAGCACAAGACGUUACUGUUCAUGACAUACGACUUGUAUGAUACCGAUAAGAGUCCGCAGUAUGAAUUGACAUUCUUUAUUCAUGUUAUAUCAUUCGUGAUUGCAGCUACUGUAUUUAUGUCGGUAGAUAGUUUUUUAUUGCUAUUAAUUCUACACAUUUGUGGCCAGUUAAAAAACUUUAGACGUCGAUUAAUUAAUAUGACGUCAUGCAACAACUACAACAAAACUUUAAAUAAUAUCGUAACAUCUCAUUUACGUAUGAUCAGGUAUACAUACAUUACAACAAUAAAACAUAAUAACAAAAAUAAUUUUUACAUUAAAAUUGUUUUCACACGUACUUUAAAUUUUAAUGUCAAAAUUUUAUUGAUAGUUUAAUACAAAUACUAAGUUUUAAUACACAUACAGUCAAAUGA